UGGCUGAAGCUGAUUCUGCUGGUGACUCGGACUGGCUGUGGAUCAACGCUGGAUAACACACUGGAUUUUCAGGAUGAAGUGGGAAUCCAUGUUCCUGAUUUUAGUAUUAUUCUCUGGCUGGUGUUUCCAUCUUGUUACUGGUGACACUGUGGCCUCAGAUGAAGAAUCUGAUGCUGGUCAGCAUGAGGAUGUUCAUUUUAAAACUGUGUCAGAGAGGAAGACGAAUGUGUUGGACAUGAAUAGCCGGACAAGUAGGGACAUACCAGACACAAGACUGGAUACAAACUGGAACAUGCCAGAUACGAACAACGGCAACUAUGAGGAUGCAGACUGGCAUCCUUCUACCUCGAUGCUGGAAACUCAUUCUGACCUUAACCCUAGUAGCCCACGGGCCACUGGUACUACCACCCUGCGUGGUGGUAAUGCUGGUGUUGAUCAUGCUUCCAGUCAAAAUUUGAACCACACCAGUGGCAGGUCACCUGCACAGUGCGGUGAGUACAGCAGCCGGGUGACAUCCGGUGGCCAGUGCCGUCUGACAGCAACGCUGCCGCCUGUGGGAACAACAGAAAAGUAUUGCCCAGAUAUGUUUCGCUGCACAGACGACAUUUCCUUUUGGCUUCAUGAGAACCAGAACAGAAAGGAGCAGCUGGAGGAGCUGAGGGAGACGAUGUCAGAGUUGCAGGAGGAGCUGUGGAACCACCGGCAUCGUGUCAAAGUCCUGGAGAUGCAGGUAGAAUAG
This is a messenger RNA of Melanotaenia boesemani (Boeseman's rainbowfish), 739 nucleotides long. RefSeq lists its product as uncharacterized. NCBI's taxonomy places the organism in Eukaryota, Metazoa, Chordata, Actinopteri, Atheriniformes, Melanotaeniidae. The coding region runs from base 74 to 739 and encodes 221 amino acids. The transcript has a single exon. The record is from RefSeq and is a predicted model, not a curated record.